AUGGAUGGGGACUUGUUUACUGUAACAGCCAAAACUCUGAAAGUAAGAUAUUCCCUUAUUUGAAAGUAAAACAUUCCCUUAUUUGCAAAGCUAAGUGUCUGUGAUGUAUUCUAAUCUAAGUAUUUUCAUGGGCAACGUUUAAAGGCGGAUGAGAGCAGAUGUAAAAUCUCAUCCAAGUUUUAAUGUACUUGGAGCAAUCGGCCAUUGUGCUAACUCUGCUACGAGAGAAUAAUAAUCUUUUUCAAACCUCUUUCACCAACAGUUAGGAGACCCUGCUUAAUGCCCUCCCAGAACUGCCAUUCCAAAGUAGCUUAACGUCACUCCCUCUUAUCAGGGAACUAAGGGAACCGCAGGGCUUCACCUACAUAUGGUUUUUACAGGAAGCAAAAUAUCAGUGUACUUGUGCAUGUGAUCUUGCAAAACAUCUGCCUGUGUGUGUGACAGAGAUCUUGCAAAAUAUCUGCCCUUGUGUGCCCAUACACCAGGCCAGGCUCGGGUGGCGCUGUGGUCUAAACCACUGAGCCUCUUGGGUUUGCCAGUCAGAAGGUCAGCAGUUCGAAUCCCCGCGAUGGAGUGAGCUCCUGUUGCUCUGUCACAGCUCCUGCCAACUUAGCAGUUCAAAAGCAUGCCAGUACAAGCAGAUAAAUAGGUACCACUGCGGCGGGAAGGGAAACGGUGUUUCUAUGCACUCUGGCACACAUCACGGUCCUCCAUGCGCCAGUAGCGGUUUAGUCAUGCUGGCCACAUGACCCGGAAAGCUGUCUGCAGACAAAUGCUGGCUCCCUCAACCUGAAAGCGAGAUGAGCGCCGCAUCCCCAUAGUUGGAUUUGACUGGACUUAACCAUCCAGGGGUCCUUUACCUUUUACCUUACACAGGGCCAGAUAUUUUCCAAGAUCUCUGUCUCUCUCACACACAAACACGGGCAGAUAUUUUGCAACAUCAUGUGUGCACAUACAAGUUAAAACCUUCCUGUUAAAACCUAGAAGACAGUUUCUAGCGAGGGUUGGGAAAGAUCUGAAUGCCCACUGGCUGCAUUCUGAGGCUGUCCCUUUCAGGGCAGAAAGCGAGUCCAAUGUGAUAAUUCCAGGAGCUGGUGCGAAGGGGAGAGAGGUUCAAGGGGGCACAUUUGGGCCUCAAGCCUGAAGUUUCUACCCCUGAUUUAAAAUCCCUAGAUGGACAGCAAGCUGUGUGUUUUAAUAAUGACAGAACAGGCAAAAAGUUAAUUGUUCAUACAGGUACAAGUCAGGGAAAACGAUAUACUUUCCCAUGGUGGCGUGGCCAAAGGCAAUAUGGGCAGAGCAAGAAAUGUAAUUUUUACCGUUGCACAAUAAGGGAGUUCAAUUAUUAUCAUCAAAAAUUAUUAUUUAUGUUGCCCACCUGAUAAGGUUACCCCAGCUACUCUGGGCAGCAGCUUCCAAUAAAUUAAAACACUAUGUUUGUUCCAACCUGCACUGGCACUACAAGGAGAAGGUCAGGAUGAUGAUGCUGGUAAUGAUGAUAUAAAAUAAAAAUGAAUAGUUGAACAGUUGGAUUAUUUACAGGUAGGUAGCCGUGUUGGUCUGCCGUAGUUGAAACAAAAUUUUAAAAAAUCCUUCUAGUAGCACCUUAGAGACCAACUAAGUUUGAGCUUUCGUGUGCAUGCACACUUCUUCAGAUGCACUGAAACAGAAGUCACCAGACCCUUAUAUAGUGAGAGGGUGGGAAGGGGUAUUACUCAGAAGGGUGGUGGGAAUGGGUGAUUGGAUGAUAGGUGUGGUAAACCUGUUGACGACUGUUAACGCCUGCAAUUGAUCUUAACAGGAAAAAGCAAAUGGUGAGAUGGCUAAAAAUAGCUUUAUCAUGUAUAAUGAGAUAAGAAUCCAAUGUCUUUAUUCAGACUCUCUUUCCAGUCUAUUUCUGAAAUUAUUUUGUAAUAAGACAGCUACUUUGAGAUCUUGUAUAGAAUGUCCUGGGAGACUGAAGUGUUCUACUGGUUUCUUUGUCUUGUGAUUCCUGAUGUCAGAUUUAUGUCCGUUUAUCCUUUGGCGUAGGGUUUCGCCUGUUUGUCCAAUAUAGAGAGCUGAAGGGCACUGUUGGCAUUUGAUGGAUUAUUGGCCUGAUCCAGCAACUUCUUAUUUCUUGAAUAGAAAGGAUGUCUGAGAGGGCCUCCUGUUAAAAAAAUUAUACAAAAUAGCCGCUAGAGGGCUCUUUUCGUAUUUUCUCCUUUCCUAAAAUCCAGAGGCGUUUUGUGCUGCUUCUGAAAUUGCCUCUCUGUGUUGUGAAAUGCAACACCAAGAGGGGCUGGGCUUCCCAUGAAGAUGCUGCAUCCGGUGAGAGAAAUACAGGGAGGGAGAGGGAAGAGGGGAAUUUUUUUCCAGGGGGGAAAGGCACCGAAGGUCAGGCAGGGAGAGCUCAGAGUCCCUUUGCCCUUGCCUUCGUCCAGGCCUUGGAGCAGAUUUCAGAAGGAUUGGGGAGCAUCAAGAGGCCACGAUGGGAGAUUUAAAUUAUUAGAUGCUCUUGCUGAUCUGGUUUUGACGCACAAAUGCCUCAGUGGAUCCCCCUCCGCCUCCAAUCCGUUACAGCUACGGAGCAGAGAAACACUUUGCACAAGCUCAGAGGCGCCCUUGGUGUCGUUCAUCAAGGCACACCUUCCGGGGCUGAGCAGGGGGAAACUUGAAAGCAGUUGCCAGGGAGCUCACCCCUGAAAGCCUCUAUCAAAUUUAAGGCAUUGUCCAGAUAAUUUGUGCCUGGGGGAUAUAGGAAGCCCUGAACACAUAUUUUUCAGAUGUCCCUUUUACAAUGAGGCACGUAGAGAAACCAUUGACCCCCUGCUGGUGAGGCUUGCUGACCUCCCGGUAAAGCAAAAAGUCGAUCUUCUCCUGUUAGGCAAAGACCACAAGACGACCCAGAUUGUCGCCAGAUUCUGCGCACAGAUCUGUAGGCGCAGACCAUCCCCUGAUUCAAUCUAGUUUGUUAAGAAAAUUCCCAAACCCGGAUCCACGGGUGACUUUGGGUCAUUUCUCUAAGGUAGCCUGUUUUAAAGUUUUUAUGUGUUUAUAUGCCUAUCACACUUUUAAACUUAAAAUCCAUUGUUGUAUAUUGUUUUAAAUGUUCGUUUUGCUAUUGGUAUUGUAGUUCCAUUUGUGUUUCUCAAGCUGGUCUCUGACUGUAAUAAAUUUCAUGUCAUGUCAAGGCUUUGUCUGUUUUGGGAAGGGCUGUGGAUCGGUGGCAGAGAACCUGCUUUGCAUGCAGAAGGUUCCAGGUUCAGUCCCUGUGAUUUCAUGUUCCUCUGUCGCUCCCAAUACCAUAUACUUCUGUUUCUCCUCUGCUCAGAAAAUGCACGUCUAUCUCUGCCCCUUCUGAAUUUGCCAGCUGCUUCUCUUUGCUGCAGAUCCGGGUUGUCCACCUUAGUUCACUCUGGAACCCCAACCCUGGAAGGAGAAUGACUGACACAGAGGAAGCGCAGGUAGGGACCCACCAAACGCCUCCUCUUUCCUUCCCAGGAGUGGUGGCUGGUGCCCCUUGGGACAGGUAGGGCGGAAGACCAGGAGCCCAACAGUAGGCGGCGCCAGAGAGCCAGUGACCAGCAGAGCCAACUACCGUAUUUUUCGCUCUAUAACACGCACCCGACCAUAACACGCACGUAGUUUUUAGAGGAGGAAAAUCCGUAGGCAUGCCACACGUAGGCAUUCCCUCCAUAACACGCACAGACAUUUCCCCUUACUUUCUAGGAGGAAAAAGUGAGUGUUAUGGUGCAAAAAAUACGGUAAUUCUAAUGGUUUGUCCCCAUCCUCCUCCUCUCUUCUAGAGGGCAAAACUGAGGACCAGCCUCCCUUAGUUCCUAGGAGUACAUCUGAGAUUAUAAUUUAUUAUAUUUGUCAGACGCUUUUCUGACAGAGUGACUCAAAGCAGCUCACGUUAAUUGUUAUAAGCAGUGCUUUUUUCUAAAAAAAAAAAUGUUUAGGGGUACAGUGGUACCUUGGGUUAAGAACUUAAUUCGUUCUGGAGGUCCGUUCUUAACCUGAAACUGUUCUUAACCUGAAGCACCACUUUAGCUAAUGGGGCCUCCUGCUGCCGCCGCACGAUUUCUGUUCUCAUCCUGAAGCAAAGUUCUUAACCCGAGAUACUAUUUCUGGGUUAGCGGUGUCUGUAACCUGAAGCAUCUGUAACCCGAAGUACCACUGUACUCUCAUUUUGACUCAAGAAAAUCACCAUUUUAUAGUUCAAAUUGGGAAAAAUAAAUACAGUAAAUGAACAAAAGUACAUAGAUUCACAAAAUGUUUAGGGGUAUGUGUACCCCUGUGUACCCCCCUCUCUGAAAAAAGCACUGGUUAUAAACAAACGAAGAGUACAGCUGUAGUCUAUAAUUAAAAGGCAGACUAACUGAUCCUGCCUCACAAGAGGGGCCACAAUGCCACCUUUCAUUUUAUUUUAUUGUAUUCAUAUCCCACCUUUUUCUCCAUGGAACUCAAGGUAGCUUGCAUGCUUCUCCCCUUCUCCUAUAAUCCCCACAACGACCCUGAGAGGUAGGUUAGGCUGAGAGUGAGUGACUGGCCCACAUGGGGUUUCGAACCCUGUUCUCCCAGGCUUUAGUGUGACGCUCUAACCACUACUCUCUGGGUAAAGAUAAAAGGUUUUGCUGUUGCUUAAAGGUAACUGAAGAUAGCACCAAGCAUACCUCCCUGGGAAGAACAUACCACAGGCUGGGGGUGGGGGCUCACCCAUAGCUAUCAACGUUUCCCUUUUUUAAGGGAAAUUCCCUUAUUCCGAAUAGGAUUCCUCGCAAGAAAAGGGGAAAGCUGACAGCUAUGGGCUCACCACUGAAAAGGCCUGUUCUUGCCACCCUCCAGACCUCUCAUGGAAGGGGGCACAAGGAGAAGGUCCUGAGAUGGUGAUCACACAUCUUUUCAACACACAUCUAGAAACGUAAUGUGUGAAAGCAACUUGCUUGUGAAAGCAACAGCAGCACCAAACUUGCCUUUACACCCACCCACACCCUGUGUGCUUAAUUUCUAAAAAUGAAAGAUUGAAUUGAUUUGAUUUGAUUUUUCCAUUCUAAUUUUUCCAGCAACAAAUGUUGAGUUCAGAGCAGCUCACGAUAAUCACAAAAGCACCGCAGAACAGCAAAACAUUGCAAACUCUGUACUAUUUCAAUCGCGGCAGUUUUAAGGUUUCAAAAUGUGCCUCCUUUCACCCCUUUUGUUACAGGAUCAUCUGGUUUUCCUGACAGGAGAGGGAGACGUCAAAAUCGAGGAAGAAAAAAGCUGCAAAGAGCUACAGGUAUGCAUCCGUUAGCCACCUGCUUGAGUGAGAAGGAAAGAAAGGAACUUCUUCACACAGUCCAUCAUUAAUGUGUGGAACUCCCCACCACAUGGUGAGGUAACAGUUGCAGGCAUAAGGAGCUUUAGGAGCGGGUUCUGAUAGUUUAGAGCUCUUUGUAUGUUUUCAUGACACAGCAUAUGAGGAAAAAGGGCUAGGAGGGAGGAGGAGAAACUAAGAUCCGCUAAAAGGUCUUUCACCAGCCAUAAACCCUGGUGAGAAGCUAGAGUCUUUUCCCAGUGGACUAUUUUAGUCAGAGUGGUUUUAAUGUUUCAAAAGGUGCCCGCUUUCAUUCCUUUUGUUACAGGAUCGCCUGGGUCGCCUGGCAAGGGAAGGAGACAUCAAAAUCGAGGAGCAAAAGAGAAGCGAAGAUCUGCUGGUAGGUAUCUGUGAACCACCCACUUGAGUGGGAAAGAAAGAAAUCAUUAAUGCAUGGAACUGCCCGCCACAUGAUGUGGUGAUGGUCACAGACUUGAGUGGGUUUAAGAGCAGAUAACACGAGUUCAUGGGGACAUAGGAAGCUGCCUUAUAGUGAGUCUGGCUGGCUGUCAUGGAUGCUUUAGGUGAGAUUCCUGCAUUAUGGGGGGUGGACUAGAUGACCCUUGGGGUCCCUUCCAACUUUACAAUUCUAUGAUUCUGUCAAUCAAACCAAAUUGGUCCGGCUGCAGUGACUGGCACCAUUUCUCCAGGGCUCCAAGCAAGGAGUUCAUUCCCAGCCCUUUCUGGAGGUGCUGGGAUUUGAACCCGGGACCUUCUGUGUGCUGAGGAGAUGCUCUGCUACUGAGCUACAGCCCUUUUGGCGAUUGGCAAGGUGGGCAGCCCCAGCCACCUGUCAAAAUGUCCUGUGGAAGAUCAAUCUCUGAGCCACUGGCUGGAUCCUGUUCCCCUACCCCUGUGCUAAACCAUGGCUCAUCAAACUGUGGUUUAUUUAAGCAUGGUUUGUUUCAUCAUCCAAAACAUGAAUAAAAACCAUUGGUUAUAGUUUGCCUUAGUCACACCUGCAAAUCUGCAGUUCCCUGAAAGCAACACACUUCUCCCAAACAGCCACUUUCCCAAACCUGAGAGCGCUUUCAACAGCCCAUCAGGAUGCUAUCCCACCUUGAGGUUCCUGCCAGCUGUUGAACAGAUGAUAAUAAUAAUAAUAAUAAUAAUAAUAAUAAUAAUAAUAAUAAUUUAUUUAUAUCCCGCCCUCCCCAGCCGAAGCCAGGGUCAGAGAGGCUAACAACAGUAAAAUAAUACAGCAUUCUAAAAUCUAUUCAUUCUAAAAUCAGUUCAGAUCAGUUUAAUAUCAACCAUUGGGCUAGAGUUCUGUGAGGAUUGCCAAAGGAGGGGGUCAGACUGUGCCUUGGCCAAAGGCCUGGUGGAACAGCUCCAUCUUGCAGGCCCUGCGGAAAGAUGUCAAGUCCCGCAGGGCCCUGGUCUCUUGUGACAGAGCGUUCUACCAGAUCGGGCCACAGCCGAAAAAGCUCUGGCUCUGGUUGAGGCCAGCCUAACCUCUCUGUGGCCCGGGACCUCCAAAGUGUUUUUGUUUGAAGACUGUAAGGUCCUCCGUGGGACAUACCAGGAGAGGCGGUCCCGUAGGUACGAGGGUCCUUCCAGGGGCUCCAGCAGAAGCAGAGACAGCUGCCUUGUAGUUCACUGGUCCGCCCAGCUAGGUAUUAUCUACACGCACUGACAGCAGCUCUGGAUGGCCACUGUGAGAACAGGAUCCUGGACUAGAUGGGUCUUUGGCCUGAUCCAGCAUGCCUGGUCAACGCUCAUAGGCCUAGGGAUUCUCUGAUCUGUGGGAUCUUCUCCUAAGCUCACCGUCCCCCUUUCUAUAAUCUUCUCUUCUGGCAGAGAGAGAUCAAAGCGGAGAGGAUGACGAUUGUCAAGGAGUGGAAGGAGAUGCACCAGGUUCUUGACGAACAGCAGCAGGUCCUGCUGAGCUGGCUAAAGAACGAGGUUCUCCGGGUCUCCAGGGAGACUUCCCUCCACAGUGAACCAGGAAGGGAAAAGGCACAGCAGCCGUUGCCGGUAGGAAGAAUGUUGCAAAAAUAAGGUUGUAGUAAAAAUAAUGUUACAUUGCCCAACAAUGCUCCUGCUGUUGAUUAACAGCAUACCUGAGGCCCAGUACAGUGGUACCUCAGGUUAAGAACUUAAUUCAUUCCGGAGGUCCGUUCUUAACAUGAAACUGUUCUUAACCUGAAGCACCACUUUAGCUAAUGGGGCCCCUGUUGCCGCCGCGCUGCUGCCACGCGAUUUCUGUUCUCAUCCUGAAGCAAUGUUCUUAACCCAAGGUAGUAUUUCUGGGUUAGCAGAGUCUGUAACCUGAAGCGUAUGUAACCUGAAGUGUAUGUAACUUGAGGUACCACUGUAUACCUGAAGGAGCAUCUCCACCCCCAUCGUUCAGCCCGGACACUGAGGUCGAGCACCAAGGGCCUUCUGGCAGUUCCCUCACUGUGAGAAGUGAGGUUACAGGGAACCAGGCAGAGGGCCUUCUCAGUGGUGGCGCCUGCCCAGUGGAACACUCUCCAGUCAGAUGUCAAGGAAAUAAACAACUAUCUGACUUUUAGAAGACAUCUGAAGCCAGCACUGUUUAGGGAAGUUUUUAAUGCUUGAUGUUUUACCACGUUUUUAAUAUUCUGUUGGGAGCCGCCCGGAGUGACUAGGGAAACCCAGCCAGAUGGGUGUUGUUGUUGUUGCUGCUGUUGUUGUUGUUGUUAUGAUUUUUAAUUGAUUAUAGCAGAGUGAAGAAGUGGGUUCAGAUCCUGACCUCCCCUAAUGGGCCAUUUCUGACAGGAGGACAUAGUUCGCAUGAUACCAGGUGAAAAAUUUUCUUUUGCCCAUACCAGCCAGGCAGUGUAGGGUGUUCAAAGUCAGCUGUGCAAUUAUCUGUCCCAGACCUGGUGUCAUGUAAGCAAAACAGCCUCGGAGGCAAAAUUAGGACCCCUCUGACUGACGGUUGAAUCUGCCAUGAACGUGCUGGCUGUAAUAUGCAGCGUUUUCUUCCUUUUUGUUUCUGAUCAAGUUUUAGGCUGCAUGCACACAAUAUCUUUAAAACACGUUCAAAGCACAUUUCUCCUCUCAGUGAAUUCUGGGCAGUGCAGUUAACCCCUCAGAGGGGUACAAUUGCCAGGUACACUUAACAAACUACAGUACCUGUCAUUCUUUGAGAGAAAGAAUUGGCUUCAAAUGGCUCAGCCUGAACCAGAAUCUUCUCUGGCAGCUCCAUAAACUGUUCUUUUCAUCUUUUCUUUAUUGCAGGGUUUACACAGCACUGGCGGCAGGUGAGCUCUGAAUUCAAUUUUACUAGCUCCUGCUAUUGGGCAGCAAUCUUCUCUGAACUAUGAGGUGCUGGGAUCAGUGGGUGGGGGAGGAAUUUGAGGGAGAGCCCACACACAGUUUCUUAAAAUGUCCUUGUACCAGGAGCAGCCAACAUGAUUUCCUUCAGAUGCUGUGGCACUCCAGCUCCCACCACCCCUGACCAUUGGCUGUUCUGAUUGUGGGCUCAUGGGAGUUGGAGUAGAAUGGCAUCUUCCUGACUACCACCUGCACUAUAAAUUGAAAGCUGUAUCAUCACACUUUAAGCAGUAAUGGCUCCCCCUUCCCAAAGAAUCCUGGGAAUUCUAGAAGCUUCAAUCUUUGUCAGUGUGAAUCAUUUGGCCUGGAUCCAACAGGGCAGUUCAUUCAUGUUUAGCCUUCUCUUCCUCCAACAGCAACAUCUAUUCUUUCUUUCUUUUUCACAGAGAUGAUACCUUCUUCCCGAAACCACAGCCGGGUUUGGGGGAGCUGGAACAGAGGUUGAGCGAUUUCUCCCACAAAAGGGCUGCUUUUCUGGAAACUCUGUUGGCGUUCAAAGGUGAAGAAGGGUUUUGAUUUGGUUGCACCCUGGCAUGUGUUCCCCCACAGUAAAGUUGAGCUCAAAGCAGCUCAUGAAAAUAAGAAGGUUUUUCAAACCUAGCAAACGGCAUUUUCAUCCAUGUCAUAGCAUCUUUUAAAAAAUGACAUGUAAGUAAAGUGAAAAGAAACAGUUCACAGUUGUAUGCAAAGAAGACCCAUUGGAAUUAAUGCAAAGGGCUAAGGCCCCUUCCACACCAUAUAUUUAAAGCUGUAUCAUACCACUUGAAGUAAGCAUGGCUUUUCCCAAAGAUGAUGAUGAUAAUAAUAAUAAUUUAUUAUUUAUACCCCGCCCAUCUGGCUGAGUUUCCCCAGCCACUCUGGGCGGCUACCAAUCAAGUGUUAAAAACAGUACAGCAUUAAAUAUUAAAAACUUCUCUAAACAGGGCUGCCUUCAGAUGUCUUUUAAAGAGAAGAUAGCUGCUUAUUUCCUUCACAUCUGAAGGGAGGGCGUUCCACAGGGCGGGCGCCACUACCGAGAAGGCCCUCUGCCUGGUCCCCUGUAAUGUCACUUCUCGUAAUGAGGGAACCGCCAGAAGGCCCUCGGCGCUAGAUCUCAGAUCCUUGGGAAGUGUAGUUUGCUAAGGGUUCUGAGAGUUGUUGGGGCACCCCUGUUUACCUCACAGAGUUACAACUCCCAGAGUUCUCUGGGAAGAGAAGAUUGAUUGUUAAAUCACCCUGAGAACUGUUGUCUGCUGUUUGUCUGUCACCAUGCCACAGAUGGCGAAGGGUGUGGAGAGGUCCUUCUCCUUUAUGUCCUUCAGGGCAGUUAUCCUCGACUGCUUUCAAUACUGUUUGCGCCUGAAAAGGUUUUAAGACAGACCUACUGACCUGUUUCCAAUCUGAGCGUGUUCCCUAAUUUCCUGUUAAAAUCUUGUGACUGUUUAUACAGCACAUGAUCCGGUUUAAAUUUUUUGUCCAGCUUUCGUUGCCCCCCCAAAACCCCACCAGCAAGUCUGAAGGGGUCCUGAGAGAGAAAGAAACUGCAAAAUGGUGCAGGCUGUUAAUUGUCUAAUUUCCUUCCCUAGAAAAUCUGCAUCUGGAGUUGAAGAAGAAUGGAGGUACAUGCCCACUUUAACAUACAUAAUUUUUUAUAUAUGGAUACUAGAUACCCUCAGUUAUAUUUUACUGCCUGAAGGGAAGGAUUAUAGUAUAUAAGCACAUUUAUAGUUCAACAUCUAAAAUCUUGCAAAGUUUCAUGAAGAUAGGAACACAGGAAAUUGCCUUAUACUGAAUCCAAACGUUAGUCCAUCUAACUCAGUAUUUUCGACACUGAUUGGCAGUGGCUCUCCCGGGUUUCAGACAGUGAGUCUUGAAGUAUAGGUGGGUUCCCAUGAGGCAAGACACAGUGAUCACAGCAAGAACCUUUGUUGAACUACAUUAUCGGAUAACAGGGGCAAAGCAACUGCUUAUAUACAUUUGUGAAGGCCUGGGCCACUCCCACUCCCAACGUGAUUGGCUGUCUAAACUUCCAAGCUGCAAAUCAUGAAUCAAAGUUUAAGGGCCAAUGGCAGAGGUCCAAAUCCAGAAUUGUUCUGUGAUUGGAUAUCAUGUAUCAAAUCAGAACACAGGAGCUCAGAGUCUUUAGUCCAGACUCAAGCUCAGGCAAACACAGACCACUGAAUACAUAACAAGUCUCUCUCAGCCCGACUUAGGAAUGCCCUUGGGGACUGAAAUUGGGACCUUGUGCAUUCAAAGCAGUUGCUCUGCUGCUUAGCUACAGCCUUUUGCCAUAAUGAUUUCAAUCACACAAUCAAUCAGAUUUUGCUGCAUAACAGUAUCCAACUUGCUUUUCUCCCUAGCAGGAGAAGGGCAGGUGAGCAAAAUGGAGGAUGAGAAACUUCCUGAAUCGGAAGCAGCUUCUGAGGGUGAACAUGGCUCAAAAAGAGAGCCGAGGAAGUGUCUGGACAAAGGGGAGGCGGGGAAAUCUGUUCCCUGUGAAGAAAACAACUGUGACCUUGAUGGGCACAAAAUUCAGCCAAGAACGCAACAGGUCAAGAAGCAGAAGGUGUGUGGCUUGUGCAGGAAGAGCUUCAGCCAGAAGUCAAACCUUAUCACACACCAGAGAACCCACACGGGCGAGAAGCCGUACAAGUGCGCAGAUUGCGGGAAGACCUUCCGCUUCCGCUCCAACCUCAUUACGCACGGGAGGAUCCACACAGGGGAGAAGCCCUUCAAGUGCCCGCUUUGCGGGAAGGGCUUCAGCAACCAGUCGGGCCUCUUCAGCCACAAAGGGACUCAUCAGGAAGAGAAGCCGUACAAGUGUGCUGAGUGCGGCAAGGGUUUCAGCAGGAGACCGGGCCUCAUUGUCCACGAGAGAACCCACACAGGGGACAAGCCGUACAAGUGCCCCGACUGCGGGAGAAACUUCAGCCAGAUUUCGGGCCUGAUUGCGCACGAGCGGAGCCACACGAAGGAGAAGCCGUUCAGAUGCGUGGUUUGCGACGCGUGCUUCAGCCAUGCCUCUCACCUCGCUCUGCAUGAGAUGACCCACAUGGAACAGAAGGCGUUUGAGUGCCUGGACUGCGGGGAAAGCUUUGGCCGGAAACUGGACCUCACUGCGCACCGCCGGAACCACACGGGGGAGACAUCGUACGAGUGUGCGUACUGCAGGAAGCGCUUCAGCCAGCAGCCAAGCCUGCGUGCCCAUGAAAGGACCCACUUGAAGAAGCUCUACCCAUGUGUUGAAUGCGGGAAGAGCUUCCGGAGCAGCUCCAACCUCAAGUCCCACAAAAGGACCCACAUCGGAGACAAGCCCUACAAGUGCUCAGUGUGUGGGAAAGGCUUUAAGUGGAGCUCCAACCUCAUUGCCCACGAAAGGGCCCACACUGGAGCAAAGCAUUACAUGUGCUCGGACUGUGGGAAAAGCUUCAAAGGGAGCUCAGAUCUUAGCAGACAUCAGAGAAUCCACACAGGAGAGAACUUGUGA
Molecule: messenger RNA, 12107 nt
Organism: Podarcis lilfordi (Lilford's wall lizard)
Lineage: Eukaryota; Metazoa; Chordata; Lepidosauria; Squamata; Lacertidae
Source: the annotation of a GenBank genome assembly